This is a messenger RNA of Apis cerana (Asiatic honeybee), 881 nucleotides long. RefSeq names its product ciliary microtubule inner protein 2C-like. NCBI's taxonomy places the organism in Eukaryota, Metazoa, Arthropoda, Insecta, Hymenoptera, Apidae. The record is from RefSeq and is a predicted model, not a curated record.
AUGGCAACUAGCAAAACAAUAUCGGAAACUCAGGCCACCUAUUAUCCACCUUCGUUAAUGCCACCUUUUAUGGGCGCUCAUCCACCGACCAAGUUGGGUGUCUCUUUAUUCGAGGGUGGAAAGAUAGGUUACUUUCAAAAUUAUAGAAACGAAACAUUAUCAAAAUUGUCGAUGCCAUCGUACGAAUGGGGAAUGCAGAAAACUCCGUACAGUCCAAGACCUGAAAUCGUCGCGGACACGAUGCGUCGUAACAUUAAUCGUAAUUUAAUGGUGCAGACGAAUGACAUCUCGACGAUCGAUCAAAAGCGCAUGAAGGAAAUUGAUGAUCUGUUCAAAAUAGUGCAACUUCAACGUAGCACGUACAAGGAUCGUACCGGCACUUUCCAUCCUUUGGUGUUCUUUACCGCCGAUGAAUACGAAUAUCAAUGUGCACCAGGAAUGACGUUAUCGUACAUCUUUAAAUAUCCAAUGAAUUACAUCGAAUACAAAAUUCCAACAGUUUUACCUCUUACGUACGAAAGAAGGAAACAAACGCCGUAUAUUCCAGAUUUGUCUCUUACCGGUCUGUAUGGUAAAAAAGGUUGCAUCGCUUAUAAACGAUGAGCGUUAACUCAUCGGUACUGCGUAAAUCAAGUUAAGUGUAUUAUUUCAUUGAAUAGUGUAAAAAUGUACAUAUGUUAAAAAAUUCAAAACAUAUUGUUUCGUUUAUGAAUAUAUGUAUUCCUUGAAUAUACGAGCAACAAAUUUAUUAAUCUCUCUCUUUUAUCUAUCUCACUAUUCUUAAUCGUAGUCUGAUAGAUAUAUUUAUUUUAUCGUCAAUUUAAGAUAAUUAAAUUAAGUACAACGAAAGGAAAAUUAUAUUAUAAUAGAAAAACUUGUUG